CCUUUCCUCGUUGGUGCACACACGCCUUUGCUCCUAUUGCUUCUUCUCUCGUCCCCUCGCCAUGUCCUGUUUAAAAGACCGCCACUGUGUAUGAGUGCGUGAGAGAGGGAGAGAGGCUAAACUCCUUUGCACUUGAAACAGAGAUAGGACCAAUGUACCCUGCAUAAAUUGGAGCUUUUUCGUGGACGACACGAUCCGAGUCUGUCGCUCCUUUCAGAAUUUCUCUUUCGAACUGUUGUCUCUCUCUUUCUUAAAAGCUUUAUCUUCCGUUCUAGCUUCUUAGUAAAUUUCAAAACCCAUGGAGAUGGAGGAUCAGUACGGCAUGGCCGAUCUACGGCAGUUAAUGAACGGAAGACCCCAUUACCCGACGAUCCCACCGGCGGCAGAGCUCUUCUCCGGCCACCGCAAUCAGCUGGCGCAGACCCACCAGCUGGAGAUGCUGAUGGUGGGCCGUCAGAUCGUAAGUGAUCAUCACCACGUCAUGCCUCGUGGACUGCAUCAUCAACAUCACGAUCAGUCGUCGUUCCCCUCACAUUCUACCACCACCAAUACCAACAACAACGCUGUUACGGCAACAUCCACAGCCUCCCUCGGCGGUUUGGUCGACGCCGACCUUGGUUGCCUCGGAGGUGAUGGGGGCACCGGAAGAUGGCCCAGGCAAGAAACACUCACACUUCUUGAGAUCAGAUCUCGCCUUGAUCCCAAGUUCAAGGAAGCUAAUCAAAAGGGUCCUUUGUGGGAUGAAGUCUCUAGAAUAAUGUCCGAGGAGCAUGGAUAUCAAAGGAGCGGGAAGAAAUGCAGAGAGAAGUUUGAGAACUUGUACAAAUACUACAAGAAGACUAAGGAAGGGAAAGCAGGGCGACAAGAUGGUAAGCACUACAGGUUCUUUCGCCAACUUGAAGCUCUCUAUGGGGAAACCGCCAGCAGUCAUCCCAUCUCAGGCACCGAAACCCAUCUUGUUGGAAAUAGCCAUCGAUUUCACAUCACAAACAAUCAGCAAGCUAACCAAGAAACCUUCCACUCUCAGAAGCUAUGUGACAGUCUCAGCCUCUCCAACUCCUCCGAGUUCGAGACAUCGUCGUCUGACGACAAUGAUCUUAACACUACGGUGUUGACGGAGAAUGAAUCGGGUGAGAGGAGGAAUAAUAAGAAGAGAAGGGGCAGAAGGAGCUGGAAGUUAAAGAUAAAGGACUUCAUCGACUCGCAGAUGAGAAGGCUAAUGGAAAAGCAAGAGGCAUGGUUGGAUAAGAUGCUCAAGACUCUUGAACAUAAAGAACAAGAGAGAAUGCUGAGGGAAGAAAAAUGGAGGAAACAAGAGGCGUCGAGGCUGGAUAGAGAGCAGAAGUUUUGGGCCAACGAGCGAGCCUGGAUCAAAGCUCGCGACGUUGCUCUAAUGGAGGCCUUGCAAAAAUUGAGUGGCAGAGAACUAAAGGCGUCGUCUCCAGAGGAGUUAAUGGUGGCUCGGGAGCUUCAAAACGAGGGCGAAAAUCAAAAUGAGAAUGCGAGUGAGACACUUAAUAAAACAGGUGAAAAUAGCUGGUCGGAAUAUGAGAUUUCGAGGCUAAUAGAACUUAGAACCGGCAUGGAAUCAAGGAUUCGGCAAAGUGGGUCUCCGGAGGACGUUCUUUGGGAGGAUAUUGCAGCCAAAUUGGGUUGCUUCGGAUAUGAUAGAACUGCUUCAAUGUGCAGAGAAAAAUGGAAUACCAUCAACGAGUAUCUAAUCAGUAGAACGUCCAAAGACUGCAACAAGAAAAGAAAGGAGACUUCAAGAGGCUCUUGCUAUUUUCCGAUCCUCAAUGAUUCUGUAUACAAUCAAGGAGGGGUCUCGGCCUACUGCGACGAAACGGCGAGGCUUGAGCAGGACGACAGCUCUUCGCCGGUUAAUUCCAAUGCUGUACAGGAUAGCUGCUUUCGCUUCCUAAUGACCGAUGGAGACAACUUGUGGGAGAAUUAUGGGAUGAAGCUCAACAAAGGAGAAAGCCAUUGAGUCAGAUUAAACACACAGCAGUAGUUUGUUUCCUCGUUCUCAUUUGAUAUUUUGAUGAGGGGGAUUAGCCAUGUAAAGGUUGAGAUUUAGGUUGAGAUUUGGAGCACGUUGACUUGCAGAGAGACAGGCCAAUUAAUGCUUAAUUCUCUCGGGAGAUGCGACUUACUGCGUGUGAAGAAGAGGCUGACUGAGGAUUCUUACACAACGAAUGAUGUUUAAUGGGCCUUGGAGAUAUGAUGAACAUUUCGGAUAAAAAAUAAUGGGUUAUUUUCAUUUCGUGCCUUCGGUGACCUGAUAGGUACAGUUGGUAGCAAUGUUAGCUACCAAAUAAUUUCAUGUUGGCUUUCCUCUGUAAGUUUCUGAUCGAAGUUUUCCUUCGGUGAUAAGGUCCUCUUUAAUCGAGCAUUUGGUGUUUUCGUGGCGUA
Messenger RNA from Malania oleifera, 2412 nucleotides. RefSeq names its product trihelix transcription factor PTL. The record is from RefSeq and is a predicted model, not a curated record. Bases 299 to 1987 code for a protein of 562 amino acids. The transcript has 2 exons. Lineage: Eukaryota; Viridiplantae; Streptophyta; Magnoliopsida; Santalales; Ximeniaceae.